Molecule: messenger RNA, 6605 nt
Organism: Odontomachus brunneus
Lineage: Eukaryota; Metazoa; Arthropoda; Insecta; Hymenoptera; Formicidae
Product: collagen alpha-1(XI) chain-like
Exons: 18
Coding region: 241-5679 (1812 amino acids)
Molecular function (GO): extracellular matrix structural constituent
Source: RefSeq, a predicted model, not a curated record
ACGUGCUAGGUUCAUUUAGAAGUACGUUCAGCAGCAAAAAGAACAAAAAGAAGCGAAAGAAGGGAGAAAAACAGAAAAGACGUAGGAAAAGACGAACUAAUGUCUAUAGGGAGCGAUCAUAUCCUCGCGGGAAUUCCAUGAUCGAUGACGUUGAGCUUCUGGUGAUCUUGGUCCACAGUUCCGCGUGUGUGAGAUAUUCUGAAAAGUCGAGGAAGCAUGAUCUGACGACGAGGUGGUAGCAUGCGACCACGGGACCACGCGAAAGUACAAUGGAGAACGCGUUUCUUGGGGAACCUCACGGUCCUCGCUUAUCCGUUGUUCCUCUUGGUGAUUACAUUCGGUCUUCAGCCGGUGGCGGUGGCGGAUAUCGUACCAAAAGACAUGGCAAAGGACGCGGUGGACCUAAUGAAGGCCGCGCGGAUGCAACGGAAACCGCUCGGAGUGACGAGCACGCAGGGCCGUUGUAGGAACGGCACUACUGCGUAUGACAUCGCGGAAACCGCGUUCCUCACGAUCAAUACCAAUAUGCUGUUUCCGGUCGGCGUGCCGAGGGACUUUUCCAUCCUGAUUACCGCGAAGCCGAGGCUUAGUUAUCCCAAAUCCACACUCUUCACCAUCUAUAGCGCCAACGGCGAGGACCAAUUGGCUCUGUCGUUGGGACGCGACAUCAGCCUCUUGUAUAACACCGGACCAGGCGACCAUCGGAAGUUGAUUUCGUUUGGCGUCGACAUCUCCGAUGGCAAGUGGCAUCGACUAGGAGUCAGUAUCAAGGGGGACGCUGUCACGAUCAUCCUUGACUGUAACAGACAGGUGACGAAGGAGCUGCGAAGAAAUCCUGAAGAGACGAUCAGCAUCGCCGGCAUCGUCAUCAUCGGCCGUCAGCUCAUAGACAAUAAUCUAUAUUUGGGAAGCCUCGAGAUGCUGAAGAUCGCCCCGAAUCCAGAUGCCGCUUAUGAGAUUUGCACGAUAUUUGCACCGGAUUGUAGAUAUCAAUGGAGACAGAGAUUGAAUUACAGUUCUUCAUCGAGUGGUAGUCGAAGCUACGGAUCAUUCAGGACAUACUCUAUGUCUUCCACUCACUACAGCUUCCCUGAAACAACUACUGAACAGUCAAGUCAUAUUUACGCUUCUUCCAGCGGCAGUUCCUCACUCGCUGGUGUAUCACAUCGAGAAUCCGAGAAUCUUAACGCAAACUUUUCCAGUUAUAAUAGCUAUAACGUUCCUACAACCUCUUCUGUAUUUAAUAACACAUUCAGAAGACAGAAAGAUUAUGAGAGCGCGAUAAGUGAAAGUGAAUAUGAUUACGAAGAGGAAAACGAGGAAGACUCGGAUGAAGACGAAAAUGAAAAUAUUCACGGCUUCGAUUCUCGUGGUUCUCCAAAUAUAACUUACGUAUUGAGGCCGACAAUAGAUACUUCCGUCAGAAAUCACACCACGGUACCCUACGAAGUGGAGACGACGACUACCGCGAGCGUGUACGAGAUGGAAAUGAGCUAUGAAGAGAAUCACGGGGAGCCGACAGUCGGUCCUUACGACGAAGAAUCGUAUCACAAUCACGGGUACUAUACUCGUGGUCCAUCGGGACCUCGUGGAUUUCCAGGACCUCCAGGAUUACCCGGGCCUGCGGGUAAGAAAGGUGAACCCGGCCGAAAUGGACUGGCUGGGCUGCAAGGUGCACCUGGUCCAGCGGGCAACGUGUUUGUGAUACCCUCGUUGAGUGUACAAGGUAACGAGAAGGGGCCAGACUCUCAGGCAGAAGCACUGAGACAGAUGUUGGCGCAGCACAUGCUUGCGAUGAGAGGCACGGAGGGCCCGAUGGGCCUCACGGGUAUCCCGGGACUUGAGGGGCCAUCUGGACCUCAGGGUCAGAAGGGAGAACCCGGUGACAUCGGUGAACCUGGUCCCAGAGGAGAGAGAGGGAGUCCAGGAAAUCCUGGCAGAGAGGGUAGAAGAGGUCGUCCUGGCAGAGAUGGUGAACGUGGUCUCAGUGGGCCGCUGGGGAUAAAAGGUGAGCAAGGGCCGAUAGGAUUGCCGGGCCUUCCUGGAGAUAAAGGUGAACGAGGACCUCCGGGGAUAUCUGGAGAACCAGGUCUGCCGGGUCACGAAGGGAUGCAGGGUGAGGAUGGCCCUCCCGGACUACCGGGCUUACCCGGUGAAUUGGGUCCAAGAGGAUUUAUAGGACCAAGAGGUUUUCCUGGAGUACCGGGUAAUCCUGGUAUCCCUGGAAACGAAGGACCCUCCGGUGCUAAAGGCAACGCUGGGCCACCGGGUCCUGCCGGUGCUCCGGGUCAACCAGGACCUAUAGGUCCAAUAGGGCCGCCUGGUCCACAAGGUCUACUAGGACCGACCGGUCUAGUUGGCCCACAAGGAAAACCCGGAAUUCCUGGUCUUCCGGGUGCGGACGGAUCCCCAGGUCUCCCGGGUAAUUCCGGAAUGCCUGGAAUAAAGGGUGAGCAAGGUCCACCGGGUCCUCAGGGGCCGAUAGGCUUUCCAGGAGUGCGUGGUGUAAAAGGCGACGAAGGGCAACGUGGUCCACCGAGUGAACGUGGCGAAAAAGGCGAGAAAGGAUUAGAAGGCGAGAAAGGCGACGCUGGAGCGAAAGGAGAGCCUGGAACCACAGGACCGCAGGGUAUUCCAGGCCUCGAAGGAUUAGAGGGACCGAAAGGCUUCGAAGGGCCUCGUGGUGAGACUGGACCUGCUGGUCCGACCGGUGAGAAAGGGAAAAUCGGCGUAUCUGGUUUUGCUGGCUAUCCCGGAAAUCCUGGAGAAAAGGGAGAUAAAGGACAACCGGGGAAACAAGGUUCCAGCGGCGAUAAAGGCGAAAGGGGAAAUAACGGAUUGCAGGGAGAACGUGGUGAAAUAGGGCCAAGGGGUUUCAGAGGAGCUCGUGGGAGAAGAGGUUCGGAAGGAUUACCAGGUCCAAAGGGUGAUACUGGUCAACCAGGACCUCCUGGAUUGCCAGGAGAGAUAGGUCCUCCGGGUGUUGAAGGUCCACGUGGUUUCGUGGGACCACCUGGACCUUUGGGUCUUGACGGUAAAGACGGCAUCCCAGGUCCACCCGGCGAACGUGGUCCCAUUGGAGAGUCUGGAUCUCCGGGACCUCCGGGAGUACCUGGUGUUAUCGGUCUUCAAGGACCGGCGGGAGAACCUGGACAACCUGGUGAACUUGGAGCGCCUGGUAGCCCAGGACUUCCAGGAGAAGGUGGUCCAUCUGGUGAACAAGGGAAAGAGGGACCGCCAGGUCCAGUCGGUUUGAUGGGACUCAUAGGACCACCAGGUCCUGGAGGAUUACCAGGAUUUCCGGGAGAAAGAGGAUUAAGCGGUUUGCCAGGAUUACUCGGCUUGAAAGGAGAAAUGGGUCCCGUCGGGCCUCAAGGACCACCCGGUGAUAAAGGUGCUCAGGGUGAUCCUGGCAAGGAUGGACCACUAGGACCAGAAGGCAGGCAAGGGCCUAAAGGUCCGCCAGGACCUGUUGGACUUAAAGGAGAAAGGGGUGAUCCUGGAUUACCUGGUCCUACUGGUCGCGACGGUCUGCCGGGACAAAGAGGGUUACCAGGUCCACCUGGACCAGUUGGAGUUCCGGGAGAGGAUGGAGAUAAAGGUGACGUAGGUCCACCUGGUGAGAAAGGAUUUAAAGGAUCUCAGGGAGAAAUGGGUCCUCUCGGCCCACAAGGUAUACAAGGACCGCGCGGUGAGCCUGGUUUAAUGGGUCCUGUUGGAGAAAAAGGACCACCAGGCGAGAUGGGACGGCAAGGACCGAAAGGUGAAGACGGCCCGGUCGGAUCGAUUGGUCCAGCUGGACCUAUCGGAUCGCAAGGUCUUCCAGGUCCGCCGGGUGCAAAAGGUGAAGUUGGAGAUCCUGGAACAAUUGGGCCUUUAGGACCGCCGGGUGUUCCAGGAGAACGAGGUCCGAGAGGAUCAAAAGGACUCGAGGGCACGCAUGGUCCAUUAGGUCCAGAAGGUCGUCAAGGUGAGAAAGGAGACACUGGAACGCCAGGAUCUCCUGGUGUAUUAGGAGUGGAAGGUAAACAAGGAGAAAGAGGUUUUCCGGGCGCGAAGGGUGAGGAAGGCAAACCAGGCUCACCCGGUCCUCUUGGAAGUCGAGGAUUAAUCGGACAUGAAGGACCGAAGGGUAACGUAGGGCCACCUGGUUUUCCCGGCCCUCCCGGAGAACCAGGUCUAAUAGGCGCAAAAGGUGAAUCUGGGAAGGAUGGCGAAGACGGACAAGUUGGUGAUCCUGGUGCACCGGGUGAAGCUGGGCCACCCGGUAAAGAAGGACUGCCCGGUCCUCCCGGGAAACCGGGUCCGGAAGGACCUGCAGGUUUGCAAGGUAACACGGGUUUACCGGGAGAGAAGGGAGAUAUAGGUUUACCAGGACUACCAGGACUUCAAGGACGCGUCGGUCCUCAAGGUCUACCUGGUUCACCUGGUUUUCCAGGAGUAAGAGGUUUACCAGGAGCAGCAGGAGAAAACGGACCUCCGGGUAUAGCUGGUGCUGUUGGAGUUCCGGGGAAAGUUGGAUCGGUCGGCCCGAAAGGCCCAAAAGGCGACAAAGGCCGCAGAGGCAUUAAAGGACAUCGGGGUGAAUUAGGACAUGUUGGAAUUAAGGGUGAUCAAGGAGAGCAGGGUGAGAAAGGUAUGCGCGGACUUCUUGGAUUUGAAGGGCCCAAAGGAAGCCCCGGACCUGCAGGUCCAAUUGGACCGAAAGGCAAUGAUGGUCCUCCGGGAUUACCCGGGAUGCAAGGUCCACUUGGACCGAAAGGAAACACCGGAAAUGAUGGAACGAAAGGCGACAUUGGUCCAUCAGGCCCACCAGGACCGCCUGGCCCACCAGCAGAGCAACCUAUGAUCCCUCCGGAACUGCUGUUUAGUAGAAGUCAAUUGACUAGAAGAAGACGCGCCGUUUUGGACGAGGAUGAGGAAGAAGAAGAUGACGAGAAGAGCGAGGAACCAAAGAGGAAGGACGAUAGAUCGCAAGAGGAACUGGGUCCUGAGUUCUUGGACAUGUACAGUUCCAUUUAUGCUAUGCGGCAAGAACUGGAUCGAAUGCGCAAGCCGACCGGUACCAGAGCAAAUCCGGUGAGAACGUGCAGAGAUUUGUUUUAUGGUCAUCCUCACUUCAAGGAUGGUUGGUACUGGAUCGAUCCGAACUUGGGCAUGCCCGAUGAUGCAAUUUAUGUGUAUUGCAAUGUCUCGAGUAUGGGUGAGACCUGUGUGUUCCCCGACGUCCACAGCAGCCAGAUGCCGAAUAUACCAUGGAGGAAGGAGAACAACAAGAAUGACUGGUAUUCACGUUUACGUGGAGGAUUUCGAAUCACCUACGAAUCGAUUGGAGUAGUGCAGAUGCACUUCCUGCGUCUUCUCAGCCAAGAAGCUUAUCAGAACUUCACCUAUACGUGCAUGAACAGCGUCGCCUGGUACAACAGCGAACAGCCGAGUCACAGUUACGACCUCUCGUUGCGACUGCUGGGCGAUAACGAGGAAAUGUUCUCAUACAACGGCACUAAGCCGCAUGUUCUCGUAGACGGCUGCAGGAAUCGUAAGAGCAAGGCCGAGACCGUGUUCCUGGUUCGCACCAGGAAGCCGCAGCAAUUGCCGUUGGUCGACUUUUAUCCGGUCGACUACGGUUCGCCGCAUCAGGCCUUCGGUUUCAUGGUCGGACCGGUUUGUUUCAAGUGAAAACCGAAGCAAAGAUCGUGUAAUUAUCGCGACCGUGUGAUAAUUAUAUGUGUAUUUGUAUACGUCGCGUGUUUAGCACGAAACGUGUGAUCCUUUGAUUCCGCGUUUUUAAGUCCCACAUUAUUAAAAUCGCGUAUACCAUUCCUAAAGUUCAGACGGCUAUAUUUAGCGCUAAAUAUGAAAUACGGAUGCGAUUCCACGUAUUUCAAAGAAUAUUCAUGUCUACACUGAAAGAAAAAGAAUCUAAAAAAAUUAAAAAAUAUUUAUUCGGUGGAUACUAAUAACAUAUUUACUGAAAUCUAAAUUCUUUCAUUUAAAUAGAAUAAAAUAUUGCUUUUAUGAAAAGUUGAAAUUUUAAGAAAAUGUAUAUUUUUUUAUUUGAAAAAUAUCUUAUAUAUUAGUAUGAUAUAAUAUAUAUGUAAAUAUAAAACUAACAACUGUCUUAACUGUAUAACUUAACUAUACAAUUUAACUAUACAACUGUCUUAUAUUGGUAUAAUAUAAUAUAAUGUAUAACAUAAAUAUAUGUUAUUAGUACUUACCAAAUAGAUAUUUUUUACGUUUUAAAUCUCUUUUCCUCUCGGUAUAAAAUAGUGGAAUUAAGAAGGUGCAUUUGAGACGAUAUUAUAAUGGGAAAUAUAAAGGAGAUAUGAUAGAGCGAGGAACCAGCAAGGAAACUGUUAUUGUCAAAAUAACUACACUGCCAAAGAAUCAUUGCAUAUAGACGGUGUUGUUAAUUAUUGAUCGACUAGUUUGUGUGAGAUGUGCAAUUUAGCGUAAAGUUCGAUCUAGAUAUAAUUUAGAAUAAGAUACCAUCGUAUUAUUUAUAAUACGAUUAUGAUUUACAGUGCGCAUUUGUAGUGUUACGUGUAACACGUUUUAACAUAUUCUGUACAGUACAGGCCGACUCUUAAUAUGUUUAUAAA